This is a messenger RNA of Xyrauchen texanus (razorback sucker), 1517 nucleotides long. RefSeq names its product SLC35A4 upstream open reading frame protein-like. Bases 106 to 399 code for a protein of 97 amino acids. Lineage: Eukaryota; Metazoa; Chordata; Actinopteri; Cypriniformes; Catostomidae. The transcript has 3 exons. The record is from RefSeq and is a predicted model, not a curated record.
UCAUAGAAAUGGCCAAUCUCUAUUUAAUAAUCUCUGGGUUCAGGGUAGUCAUGCGUUUCAGGUUUAACAAUCGAGCUCAGACAAUCUGAUCGCGCUCAAGCAGACAUGGCGGACAACAAGGAUCCGUUCAGGCAGCUGAAAGAUCUGUCCCUACUUAAAGAUCAGCUUGAAGACAUUCAGCAUCGGAUAGAGAAUGAAGUUCAGACUGGAAGUGUAUUCAGCUCUCCAUUCCUCAAGGGCUUUUUGGCUGGGUAUGUUGUGGCAAAGCUGCGCUCCUCUGCCAUUCUGGGAGUUCUUGUAGGGACCUGCACAGGCAUCUACGCAGCUCAGAACUAUCAAGUGCCAAAUGUUGAGCAGACCAUGAAAAACUACUUCAGCUCAUUUAAGAAGGGGAGAUAGAGGGAGCCAUAUUACAAUCUCAGAGAAAUUGUGCCUGAUCUAACUUGAACACAUUUCCCUUGGAAUCAGAGUGCUAUUUAAACAUUAUUUAAUGGCCUUCUAAUAAUUUCUAAUGUCACUGUCCAUCAGACUACAGGUAUAUAGAAUUGGUAGCUUACAUUCAAAGUUGCAAUGAGGUUGUCAUAUUAGCACCUUUUCGUUUUUCUAUUUGAAACUUAAGUGCACAAACAACAGCUUAUUUUUCUCAGGAAUAGUUACCCAAAGCCCACGUUGGCACAAAUGGCCAAUAUUUUGUCGAUCUUUAUGUGAUCAGUCCUACAUAUUAUGUUUCCAAUGUUUAUGCAUUUACUUUCUGCCUGUUACAUGUUAUAUUUUUUCCCCAAUAAUGUCUUUAACAGAGGUUUGAACUAAAAACCUCUGUGUGGACAAUUAAGCACAAUACACGCUCUGUAAAUAAUGUCUGGCAUUGAAGAAUUCCAUUAUCUGUUGUCGAUUGUAAGAGGUUGCUAGAGUCUGAGUAGCUGAAGCCUCUUAUAGCCUAUUUGUUAGGAGUAUUUGACUAGAUUUUGCACUUUAGCUCGACCACUUUCGAUUGAAAUAAACAAAUGGAAGCCACUCUAAGGAAGUGAAAUAAAAUAACAGAACAAUGAAUCCAAUUAGAGGAUGUAAAACCACCAUGCUGGUUUUUUAUUUUUUUUUUCUUCAAAUGUAGUAUUGUAUUGAGUGGUAUGGUAAAAUAUAAUGUGUAAUCUGUCUCCUCAAAAUGAGAAUAGAUUAGUCUUAUUGUUAUUCUAUAUUUUGUAAUGAUUUAAGAUGUUUCUUUUAUCAUUAUAAGAUGUGAUACUACCAUUUUAUAUUUUAUACUAUUCAUUUAUCUCCAUAUUUUAUAGAAUAAAAACAAUACAAUCCAGAAUAACAUACGACAGGAAUUUAUCAUUAUUUAUUUCCAAAAAUAGACAGAAAUCAAGAAGAAUGCUUACCAGAUCUCACUCAAAAACAAUUAUAAGAUUCAAACAUUUCAAUUUCAUAAGAGAAUUGAGUUAUCUUUAAUAAAAUAAGCUAAAUAUGUUUAUAAAUGUACUUUUAAUAAUUACAUUUAAUUAAUUUUGUUAUAAAAU